AUGCAAUAUUUGUUUGGCUUUCAUGAAAUCUUAGAAGUGGUUACUAAUGGCGUCUCUGAGCUUGCUGAGAACACAACUGAUGCUCAAAGAGUUGCGAACAAGGAGGCCAAGAAGAAAGACAAUAAAAUUGCAUUUUAUAUUCAAUCAGUGGUAGACACUACGGACUUUGAUCAAAUUUCUUAUGCUGAAUCGGCAAAGGAGGUAUGGGAUAUUCUUAUCAAAUAUCACGAAGGAGUUGCAGAUGAGCAUGUCGGCACCAAAAUCUGGUUCCUCGAUACAGACUGCUCGAAUCACAUGACUGGUAGGAAAGUGUGGUUGGUAGAUUUUGAUGAGUCAAAGCAGAGCAAGGUCAAACUUGUUGAUAAUAGCUCAUUGCAAGCAGAAGGUACUAGCGACAUAGUUAUUCAAAGGAGAAAUGGAAUAAAGCUAUGA
Messenger RNA from Lathyrus oleraceus (garden pea), 432 nucleotides. RefSeq lists its product as uncharacterized. The record is from RefSeq and is a predicted model, not a curated record. Lineage: Eukaryota; Viridiplantae; Streptophyta; Magnoliopsida; Fabales; Fabaceae. Bases 1 to 432 code for a protein of 143 amino acids. The transcript is spliced from 2 exons.